Messenger RNA from Gamsiella multidivaricata, 1602 nucleotides. RefSeq names its product POT family-domain-containing protein. Gene Ontology annotation, biological process: transmembrane transport; oligopeptide transport. NCBI's taxonomy places the organism in Eukaryota, Fungi, Mortierellomycota, Mortierellomycetes, Mortierellales, Mortierellaceae. The transcript has 2 exons. Gene Ontology annotation, molecular function: dipeptide transmembrane transporter activity. Gene Ontology annotation, cellular component: membrane. The coding region runs from base 1 to 1602 and encodes 533 amino acids. The record is from RefSeq and is a predicted model, not a curated record.
AUGGAUGACCACGAGAAAGGACGCAACGAAGUCCUCGGCACCAAGGAGAUCCAAGAUGCCUACCCCAUGAAGGAAGUCAGCGAGGACCUUGUCCCCGACAACCUCCAGGUCCCCGGCCCCAUCCCCUUUGCCGCCUGGCUCAUCAUCGUCACUGAACUGUGUGAGCGCUUUUCCUUCUAUGGCGCCUCCAUGCUGUUCCAGCGCUAUAUGCUGACGCACCUUGACCUCACCAAGGGCAGUGCCACCGCCAUCUCGCGCGGAUUCUCCUUCUUUUCCUAUAUCACCACCAUCUUUGGCGCGAUCGUCGCCGAUAAGUGGCUCGGAAAGUACAAGACCAUCUUGAUCUUCGCCAUCCUCUACACCCUCGGUCUCGUCCUCUUAACCGUUUCCUCCAUCGACUCGCUCAAGGACACCGUGGGCUUGCCCGGGUUCGUUGUUGCCCUUUACUGCGCCAUCUCCUGGGGAACCGGCGGUAUCAAAUCCAAUGUCUCGACUUUUGCUGCCGAGCAGAUCCCUGCUGAGGAUUACCCCCAUCCCACUAAGACCGGUGUCACCAUCAACCAUGCCAUCACCGUCGAGCGCGUCUUCCGUUACUUCUACAUGGCCAUCAACAUCGGCGGUAUGCUCGGUCAGGCCAUCACCCCCGCUGUCUCCGAGAAGGGUUGGGACCUCGCUUUCAUGAUCCCUGCCAUCGUCUUUGUUAUCGGCAUCAUCAUCUUUGCGCUCGGCAGGUCCAAGUAUUAUGAUCGACCUCCCAAGGGUAACGUUCUCGGCGAGACCUCCCGCUGUCUCAUCUAUGCGUUCAAGCACCGCAAGGAACGUGUUCCUGGCACUCACUGGAUCCAGGGUGCAGCCCCGAAGACGGAUGACUCGCUCGAAUGGAACACCAAGUUUGUGGACGAUCUUGAGCGCACCUACCACGCUUGCAAGGUUUUCUUGGUUUACCCCGUUUACUGGGCUCUCUACAACAACAUGAACGACAACUUUGUCAACAUGGCCAUCAACAUGCAGCGCCCAAGCUGGCUCAAGCCCGAGCAGCUGUCCUUUGUCAAUUCGGCCGUCAUUGUCAUCUUCAUUCCCAUUCUCGACAUCGUUAUCUUCCCUUUUCUCCGCAAGGCUGGUUUCAAACUUGGACCCAUCAACCGCAUCAUCAUUGGUUUCUCUAUCGUCACCUUCUGCUUCAUCUACGUUACAGUUCUCCAGCACUUUCUGUACAAGGCAGGACCCUACUACGACUUUACUGGCAAGGACCCCCAUAACCCCGGUGUCGUCAUCGACAUCCCUUCGGACAUCAGCCUUGUUAUCAAUGACAUCACGAUCUGGACUCAAUUGCCUGCCUACAUUUUGAUCGGUAUCUCUGAGAUCUUUGCAUCCGCCACGGGCCUCGAGUUCGCGUUCCGCUCCGCUGCGCCCGAGCUCAAGUCUGUGGUCAUGUCACUAUUCCUGGCCACGAACGCCUUUGGAUCGUUGAUCGGAAUGAUCCUUGCUAUCUGGUCGAACGACCCCAACUUUGUCUACGUUUAUGCUGCUCAGGCCGCGGCCAUGUUCGUCAUGACUGGACUGUUUGCUUGGAAGUUUGCCCACCUGGACAACAUCAUUUAA